Entamoeba invadens IP1 is the source of this 699-nucleotide messenger RNA. RefSeq lists its product as hypothetical. NCBI's taxonomy places the organism in Eukaryota, Evosea, Mastigamoebida, Endamoebidae. The record is from RefSeq and is a predicted model, not a curated record. The transcript has a single exon. The coding region runs from base 1 to 699 and encodes 232 amino acids.
AUGAAUGUGAGAAUUGAUAAUGUACCAGAAGUUGACCCAGUACAAUUCCAGACCAUUCAGCAAGAUCGAGACUUUACUGAUUACUUUAAAGUGUUUUUUAGUGACGAAAUGAAAGAUAUUAUUAUUGAAUCAACUAAUUUGGCUGGGAAGGUUUUAUAUGAAGAGAGAUGGAAAGACCUAAAUGUAAUCGAAUUAAAUUCAUUCAUUGGGUUUUUGUUAUAUAUGGGGGUUGUCCACGAUUCAAAAAAGAGUCUCAAUUAUCUUUACAACCGAAUUGAUGGAAACAAAUUUUACAGAGCGAUAAUGUCAAAAACAAGAUUCUUGCAGAUCGUGAAUUCUUUGAGGUUUGAUAAGUUUGCAGGGGAAAGAAUAAAAAAAGAAAGAAAGAAAAAAGCAAUGGAAGUUGAUAAAGUGUAUACAAAAAAGUGGAAAAGAAGAAUGAGAAGAAAAGUUAUGGAGAUUACACAUAUAUCAGAACUGCAAGAUGAAGUAUUGAAUGAAAAGUUGAUAACAAACACUCAACAAUGGGUUGAUAUUGUAAAAGCAACACAAAACUCAGAAAGUGACUCUUCAAGUGAAGAAAUUGAAAAAGAAGACGAAAAUUUGGUUUUGGAGGACGAAGAUGAAAAUGUCAACGAGGAAAGUGGUCUUUUAGAUGAAGAGUCUUGUGUAUUUGAUAACAAGCACUAUUUUUUGUGA